AUGAACUCUCCCAUACUGGAACCAUCCCUAUACACUGUCAAAGCUGUUCUCAUUCUAGAUAACGACGGAGACAGGCUCUAUGCAAAGUAUUAUGAUGACACAUACCCUACAGUCAAAGAACAGAAAGCCUUUGAGAAGAACAUAUUUAACAAAACCCACCGGACAGACAGUGAAAUUGCUCUACUGGAGGGUCUGACAGUAGUUUACAAGAGUAACAUAGACCUCUUCUUUUAUGUGAUUGGAAGUUCACAUGAAAAUGAGCUCAUGCUUAUGGCCGUUCUCAACUGUCUGUUUGAUUCACUCAGCCAGAUGCUGAGGAAAAACGUUGAAAGGAGGGCUUUGCUUGAAAACAUGGAGGGACUUUUUCUUGCAGUGGAUGAGAUAGUGGAUGGAGGGGUGAUUUUGGAAAGUGAUCCUCAACAAGUUGUCCAUCGUGUGGCCCUUAGAGGAGAUGAUGUGCCUUUAACAGAGCAGACAGUCACCCAGGUUCUCCAGUCAGCCAAGGAGCAGAUUAAAUGGUCCCUCCUUCGAUAG
Molecule: messenger RNA, 534 nt
Organism: Knipowitschia caucasica
Lineage: Eukaryota; Metazoa; Chordata; Actinopteri; Gobiiformes; Gobiidae
Source: the annotation of a GenBank genome assembly